This is a messenger RNA of Salmo salar (Atlantic salmon), 4628 nucleotides long. RefSeq names its product rho guanine nucleotide exchange factor 25. Lineage: Eukaryota; Metazoa; Chordata; Actinopteri; Salmoniformes; Salmonidae. Gene Ontology annotation, cellular component: cytoplasm; extrinsic component of membrane. Gene Ontology annotation, molecular function: guanyl-nucleotide exchange factor activity. The record is from RefSeq and is a predicted model, not a curated record. Gene Ontology annotation, biological process: axon guidance.
GCUCUCUCUCUCUGUCGCUGAGGCAGUCUGCUACUCUGUCGUUUGACCAGGCAGUUAACAGAGGAGAGAGCUCAGCAACUGGAAAGAAAAAGAGAAGGAGAAAGGGAAAGAGAAAGAGAGAAUUAUUCUCAUGACUUUCUGUCUUUCAGUAUGAAACCCCCAGUUUGUUUCUCUAAGAGAGGUUGCUCUGAUUUGGAGUUUUAACUGGACUUUCUGCUUCCUCUGUGUUGUUAUCUGUGGACACUCUCCGGACAUUCCUUUGGGAUUUACUCGGACCGCACCGCGAGGAUCUAGUGUGUUUGUGUGUUCGCUGGGCCAUGCCCGCCACUGGUAGCCGGUCAUCCAGCGCCAGGGGUACAUCAUUAAAAGGGGGCCACCACCACAGGGGCUGUGCCUGCCAACACUUAUUCCGUAAAGUCCUGAUCAAGUGUGGCUGCUGCUAUGCCCGGGUCAGAGCGUUUGGCCGUGACCGGGAGCUGGUGGUGGAUACUACACAGCAUGAGAGGAGCAGCCCACUGUGGAGACUCAUACUCGGCGGCAGGCAGCGAGGGUAGCAUCUCCACCUCCGUGGCGUCCCUGCCUCCGACCCUGACGGUGUCCUGUAGCUCAGCCCCCAGCUCCCCAGGCUCGCGACGUUCUGUAAGCACCUUGAAGAAGUGGCUGACCAAUCCAGUCCGCAAGCUCAGCGCUGGGGCCGCCAACAUCUCAGCCAGCUCCAAGGGGGAGCGGCAGGUCAGGAAGUUGGAUGGGGGAAGCAAAUCCCCUCCUCCUAUUCCCCCCUCUAGGCACAGUCAUGACCUGGGCCUGGGAGUGCUGGGGCUUGGCAGACCCCUAGGAUCAGAGGACCACCUCACCACCAUAUUACCCAUCACACACAAAGAGAUGGAGUGCAGUUAUAGGUUGGCCAGUCCUGAGGAGCUUUCCUCAGCAACCCUAAACUCUCCCAGCUACCUGGCUGACUCACUACAGGGCUGUACUGCACUGGCCUACACACAGGAUAUUCAGUCCACCAAUGUCUGUCCAGAUGACAACGUCUCAGUAUUGAUGGACAACACCCCCAGCCAAUCAUCAGUGGCGGCUGACAGUGAGGAGGAAAGGAGGAGUGCCUUAGAGAAGAGCAUAUACGUACUGAAGGAACUCCUAGAGACAGAGAAACUGUACGUGGAGGACCUGGGGCUCAUAGUAGAGGGCUACAUGGUCACUAUGACUACUAAAGGUAUACCAGAUGACAUGAAGGGAAAAGACAAGAUCGUGUUCGGAAACAUUCAUCAAAUUUUCGACUGGCAUAAAGACUACUUCAUGGGCGAGCUGGAGAAAUGUAUAACAGAACCAGAGAGACUGGCCCAACUUUUCAUAAAGCAUGAGAGGCGUCUCCACAUGUACGUGGUUUAUUGUCAGAAUAAACCCAAGUCAGAACACAUUGUCUCUGAGUACAUCGAGACCUACUUCCAGGAGCUGAGACAACAUCUGGGUCACAGACUACAACUCAACGACCUGCUGAUCAAACCAGUCCAGAGGAUCAUGAAGUACCAGCUGCUGCUCAAGGACUUCCUCAAGUAUUACACCAAAGCUGGGAUGGACACAGAAGAGCUGGAGAAAGCGGUAGAGGUGAUGUGCUUUGUGCCCAAACGCUGCAAUGACAUGAUGAACGUGGGACGCCUGCAGGGCUUUGAGGGUAAGAUCACGGCACAGGGGAAGCUGCUCCAGCAGGACACCUUCACAGUGAUGGAACAGGACAGCAGCUUUCUGUCCCGAGCCAAGGAGAGGCGGGUCUUCCUGUUUGAACAGCUGGUCAUCUUCAGCGAGCCAAUCGACAGGAAGAAAGGGUUCUCACUUCCUGGUUACACCUUCAAGAGCAGCAUCAAGGUCAGCUGUCUGGGGGUGGAGGCUCCAGUGGAGGGGGAGGCGGACCGCCUGGUGCUGACGUCACGGGGAACUGAUGGGAGCGUGGUACACUAUGUGCUGCAGACCACCUCCCCAGAGGUCUGCAGGGCCUGGGUCGAUGAUGUGGGACAGAUCCUGGAGACCCAGAGGAACUUCCUCAAUGCCCUCCAGUCUCCCAUUGAGUACCAGCGGAGGGAGAGUAACAGCAAGUCCAACAGCCUGGGCCGGAACAUGAGAGCCCCCCUGUCUGCGGCCAGCGGCCCCCUGCGCCCCCACUCUUCAGCCUCCAUCGACCGCCAGCGCCUGCCCUGCCUCCUGUCAUACAACACCUCCCUCCCCACCCUCUACCUGCCCAGCCAGGGGGGAACCUGCCCCCAGGGACCUGGCGAAACAAACACACCCCAGGAGUCUCCUCUGGUCAGUAGGAACUCCCAGAAAACAGUCUCUCAGUCUGACAUCCAGCUAGCCUUCAUCGACCAGUCUGCCCUGUCUCACUACUCCAGGACCCAAACCCCCCUGCAGUGCCAAGCUGUGUCCAACGGGCUGUAUAGCACACAGCAGAGAGCAGGAGAGGGCUGCCGUAGCAGAGUGCUGCCUGGUGAGGCUGGACCUCCUCCUGUAUCCAUCCCUGGUCCCUCGGCUGGCCGGCGCUACAGCAACCUGGCCCAGCUCAAUGAAGAUGACCUAUGAACCGUGACCGAUAGGAGGAAAACUGGAAGGUCAUGAACUUCCACAGCUAGCGCAGAGAGAAGCAGGAGGACCUCAUCUAGACCUAACGUCUAUUGAUGCUAUUGUAACUUUAGGGACCUUUUGAAGAUGGAUGGAUGACUCUCUUUAUGGAGCGAGGACUGGAUGGAGGCUGCUUUUUCAGACUGUAUGAGGAUGGUUCACUGACAUCAUGGAGAAGUGUGUACAUACUGCAUGUCUGUAAAAUGCGUCUGUGUGUUUAUGCGUGUGUACAGGAUAGGCGGUUGCUCUUCUUGUACCAACAUGCAGAUAAAAGGACUCCACCUUGAAGAGAAUAGGACUGUAGAUCUGAACGGAUCUUUAUCUCAGCUCUCUCACCCUGCUGGAUUCUUCUAUCCCUCCUUUAUAAAGACAACUAUUUGUAUUUUCAGGCCAUUGUCGAAACAUGCCAUCAUUCCUCCACUAAACGGGGCCUACAGUACACUAUGUUGCUGUAGUAGACAAUGAGGAGAGAGGGGAUGCCAGCUAGAUUAAUACAUUUCAUCUGUAUAUAUGUAGAAGUUUGGAUUCAUCUGUUAUAGAAAAUAGCUUUUCUGCUCCUGCUGCAGUGUUUCAAAAAGACGAGAAUGAGAGAACUCCCAUGUCCUCUUUUUCUGUUUGACCGAAGCUGGCUCUUGUUUGAUCUGAAUAUUCUGUAAUAUAAAGGGGCGAGGGAGCCCCCUGGAGGCACUCUGCAGGCGUGGCAUCACUCAGACUCAGUCUUUCCUCAGAUUCAGAUGGAUUCCUUGGUAAGUUCUCAAUUACAUACUCCUCGCAUCCUCUCUCCUCAUCUCCUUCUCAAAACCCAUUGGAGGAAAUGGUCAGAGGGAAGGGACCUCUGGCUUUCUCAUCCAAUUAGUUUUUAGAAGGAGAAGAAGAGAGAGGACGCAAGGAGUAUGUCAUUGAGGUCUUUCCCUUGUGUCCUUUGCUCCCAUCCUUUCGCUAAACGUCAGAGAGAAAGGAGAGGAUUAUAAGAGAUGGGGAGAGGAUGGGAGGAGAGGAACGAAUUGAGCCAGGACUAUGAAGAUGUGGCCAGAGAAAUGGCCAUGCUAAUGCUUGGGGAUGGAGAACGACUCAUUUUUCAAAUGUAUAUUUUCUUGACGUCCUCUAGGUACGUCCUAGGAGACAUUCGUGGGUUGUAUUGAAAUAUGAAAUAAGAUGUCACACAGUCGUCUGUCAAUUAAGUUCAAUGUUGAUGUGCCACAGCUUUCUGCUGUAUUUAUUCAUCUCGGCUGGCUUUUGCUACUGCAUACUACUACUACUACUACUACUACACACCACACCAUACAUCUCUGCUUCUUAGAUAAAGGAUGACAGUUUAAAGACCGCUAACUACUUGGGUUAUUGUGUCAGUUGACAAUAUGGAUAAAAAGUUCUGCAUUCUCUGUCCACAUCAAAAUGAGAUGUCAAAUACUUCAGUUCGUAUUGCCGCUACAAUUUUAUUACCAAAUGUUGUGUUUAACACGUCAAAUACAUGUAGUUGUGAUGUUGUGUAUUUCAACGCCCAACCUUUCAUCUUAUUAAUCAAAGCAAAUGACUGUAAACAGAGAUGAUAAGAGAAGAGUCUGACAUCUAGCAUGUCCGCUAUAGGUGAAUUCCUCUCUAUGACCAGUACAGGUCAAUAUAAGGCUUCCACAUCCAGAUAGCAGUCUAAUAAGACCGCUGCACCAAAGAUCAAUGGCUUCCAGUUCCAAUGGCACCUCUAGCUAAAUCUAUUUCAAAUAUCAGCACCGAGGAGAGCCCUACCGUGACUGUUUCAAUUCAGAACACCAUCUCAUACAAACCCAGAGUACUCAAUGACCACGGGGUGCCGUUUGUAAAGUUAAACAGUGAAGACUGUCAUAUUUCAGUGGCAAUUAGUGAUCUAGCAUUUUGUGCAUGUGACUUAAAUAUGAAGGAAUACCACUCCUGAAAUGAAUAUCGACUAAAGAGCGGGAAUAUGGGUUAUAAAGAUGCCAUAUUUGACGGAAUAGAAUCUGUUGUAUUAUAUUAAAUAAAGUGAACUUUUUAAUUAAGAA